GGGUGCCGACCCGGCCAGCCCAGCGGCGGCCGAGGAGCGCGCCCUGCUCGGCGGACCGUCCUUCUUCUCCACCUACUACGACGACGAGGACCUCGUCGAGCGCGCGUUCGAGCCGGCACAGAAGGUCAUCGUCUCCGUCUCCGGCGACCCCGAAGCCGACGACGAGCACCUCUACUACGCCGGCCGCGCGCCGCCGUUCUCGUGGCGCAAGCUCUGGCUGUUCACCGGGCCCGGGUUCCUGAUGAGCAUCGCCUUCCUCGACCCGGGCAACCUCGAGGGCGACCUCCAGGCCGGCGCAACCGCCGGCAACACGCUGCUCUGGCUGCUUUUCUGGGCCACGGCUAUGGGUUUGCUCGUGCAGCUGCUCGCCGCGCGCCUCGGGGUGGCCACGGGGAAGCACCUCGCCGAGCUCUGCCGCGACGAGUACCCGGACUGGGCGCGCCGCGCGCUCUGGCUCAUGGCCGAGAUCACCAUGGUCAGCGCCGACAUCCAGGAGGUCAUCGGGAGUGCCAUUGCCAUCAAGAUCCUCAGCAACGGCUUCUUGCCGCUCUGGGCUGGCGUUGUUAUCACUGCAUUGGAUUGCUUUAUUUUUCUUUCCCUGGAGAACUAUGGGGUGAGGAAGUUGGAGGCUGUAUUUGCAGUUCUGAUAGCAACAAUGGCAUGGUCGUUUGCUUGGAUGUUUAUAAAGACCAAGCCUAACGGAAAAGACAUAAUUAUUGGUGUUCUGGUUCCUAGGCUGAGUUCAAGAGAGAUAAGCCAAGCUGUUGGGCUUGUUGGAUGUGUUAUCACGCCCCAUAAUGUGUUCCUUCAUUCUGCUCUUGUGCAAUCAAGAAAGAUCGAUCCACACAAGGAAUAUCAAGUCCGCGAAGCGCUGAGGUACUAUACCAUUGAAUCCACCAUGGCAUUGGUAGUGCCCUUCAUGAUAAAUUUAUUUGUCACAACAGUUUUUGCGAAAGGGUUUUAUGGUACCAAAGAAGCAGGUAACAUUGGCCUUGAGAAUGCUGGGCAUUUUCUACAAGAGAAGUUUGGGGGAGGUUUUUUCCCUAUCCUUUAUAUUUGGGGAAUUGGGCUAUUGGCAGCUGGCACAAGUAGUACCAUAACUGGAACUUACGCUGGGCAGUUUAUAAUGAGUGGGUUUCUGAACUGGCGGUUGAAGAAAUGGAUCAGAGCAUUGAUCACUCGGAGCUUUGCUAUUGUGCCAACUAUAACUAUUGCUCUAUACUUCAACGCAUCUGAUUCUGCACUUGAUGUUCUGAAUGAGUGGCUUAAUGUGCUUCAGUCAAUUCAGAUCCCAUUUGCACUUAUCCCAUUGGUAACAUUGGUAUCCAAGGAGCAAGUAAUGGGAGUGUUUAAGAUAGGUCCACGAACACAAAUUGCAACUUGGGCAGUUGUAUCCGUACCAAUAAUAAUCAAUGGCUGCUUCCUGUUGGAUUUCUUCUCUUCAGGAUUGAAAGGCCUACUAUCUGGCUUAGUUCUCUUCGCAGCGGUGCUUGCUUAUAUUUCUUUCCUAGUAUAUCUCAUCUUUCGGGGCAUUACCAUAUUUUCAUAGCAGAUCAGAACGAAGAGUUUGACAUGAUGAGGAACAGGAUAUACAUUGACUACAUGAGAAACCUGCAUUGUGGUGAUACCUUGUGUAAAAUUUAGGAGACUAACAGAUUGGGGAUGAUCAUUUUGUAUCUGUUCGGAGGAGAAGGUUCGGUUGUUGGGAAGAACUGCAGCUGCUGUUGUGCCGUUGUCACUGUCUGCAGAUGGAAAAAAAAAAAACGGGAGGUAUUAACCGGUGUUGUACAGUAUGUCGUUCUCUAGUUUGAUGUGUGAAGUGAUGGAUUGAUGAUUG
Molecule: messenger RNA, 1837 nt
Organism: Oryza brachyantha (malo sina)
Lineage: Eukaryota; Viridiplantae; Streptophyta; Magnoliopsida; Poales; Poaceae
Product: metal transporter Nramp6-like
Exons: 4
Coding region: 242-1549 (435 amino acids)
Biological process (GO): metal ion transport
Cellular component (GO): membrane
Molecular function (GO): manganese ion transmembrane transporter activity; cadmium ion transmembrane transporter activity
Source: RefSeq, a predicted model, not a curated record